CACAUCGUGUACGGCGGCGAGCUUGCUGGUGCGGUUCUCGCACUGGACAUAAUCGCAUCGGUACCGCGGCUGACGCGCGCCACUAUCUUCAUUGACAACACCUCUGCGAUCCGGGCGCUCCCGAGGCGUGCUGCGCGAACCGGCCAGCACCUCGUGAAGCUCUUCAAUUCCCGCCUCGCAAGUCUGCGCAGGCAGCGUAGGACCCUCACCAUCGGGGUUCAGUGGUCCCCAGGCCACCACAACAUCUGGGGCAAUGAGCUAGCAGACGAGCUCGCCAAAGCGGCUGCUGAGGGGACGACGAGGGAUCUGCCGGACUCCCUCCAGCAUCUGCGUGCUCUUCCGCGGAGUGUGGCGGCAGUACGGCAGCAGUACAGG
Schizophyllum commune H4-8 is the source of this 375-nucleotide messenger RNA. RefSeq lists its product as uncharacterized. The record is from RefSeq and is a predicted model, not a curated record. Gene Ontology annotation, molecular function: nucleic acid binding; RNA-DNA hybrid ribonuclease activity. Lineage: Eukaryota; Fungi; Basidiomycota; Agaricomycetes; Agaricales; Schizophyllaceae. The annotation marks the transcript as partial. The transcript has a single exon.